Tetrapisispora phaffii CBS 4417 is the source of this 1239-nucleotide messenger RNA. It is a transcript of the gene FTR1, whose product is annotated as high-affinity iron permease FTR1. Gene Ontology annotation, molecular function: ferrous iron transmembrane transporter activity. The transcript has a single exon. The record is from RefSeq and is a predicted model, not a curated record. NCBI's taxonomy places the organism in Eukaryota, Fungi, Ascomycota, Saccharomycetes, Saccharomycetales, Saccharomycetaceae. Gene Ontology annotation, cellular component: high-affinity iron permease complex; plasma membrane. Gene Ontology annotation, biological process: iron ion transmembrane transport. The coding region runs from base 1 to 1239 and encodes 412 amino acids.
AUGGGUAAAAAUAAAGUAUUCAAUGUCGCUGUCUUUUUUGUUGUCUUUAGAGAGUGUUUAGAGGCUGUCAUUAUUGUUUCUGUUUUAUUAUCAUUUUUAAAACAGGCAAUUGGCAGUAAAGAUAAGAAAUUAUAUAAAAAAUUGGUCUUUCAGGUUUGGACAGGUGUCGUGACUGGUUUCAUCAUAUGUUUAGCAAUCGGUGGUGGUUUUAUUGGUGCUUACUAUCGUUAUCAAAACGAUAUUUUCGGCAAUGCUGAAGAUUUGUGGGAAGGUAUCUUCUGCAUGGUGGCUACAAUCAUGAUUACCAUGAUGGGUAUCCCUAUGUUGAGAAUGAAUAAAAUGCAGAGUAAAUGGAGAGUUAAGAUCGCAAAGUCACUAGUUGAAAAACCAGAAAGAAAGAGAGAUUAUUUUAGAUUAGGUUUCCUUGCUAGGAGAUACGCAAUGUUUAUAUUGCCAUUCAUUACCGUAUUGAGAGAAGGUUUAGAAGCAGUUGUAUUCGUUGCUGGUGCAGGUAUUACAACACAAGGCUCUGUAGCAACUGCUUAUCCUCUACCUGUAUUUGUUGGUUUAAUUGCUGGUGGUAUUGUUGGUUUCUUAUUAUACUAUGGUGCCUCUCGCUCUUCAUUACAAGUGUUUUUAGUCAUAUCAACAGGUAUUCUAUACUUGAUUUCUGCUGGUUUAUUUUCAAGAGGUGCAUGGUAUUUUGAAAAUUACAGAUUUAAUAAAGCUACUGGUGGUGACGCUUCUGAAUCCGGUGACGGUAAUGGUUCCUAUAAUAUCAAAAAAGCUGUCUAUCACAUCAAUUGUUGUAAUCCUGAAUUGGAUAACGGUUGGGAUAUUUUUAACGCUCUUUUAGGAUGGCAAAAUACUGGUUACUUAUCUUCGAUUUUAUGUUAUAAUUUCUAUUGGUUGGCUUUAAUAAUUGCUUUAUCUUUAAUGAUUUAUGAAGAAAGAAAUAAUCACUUGCCAUUCUUCAAGAAUCUACAAAUGAAGCAUUUGAAUCCAGGGUAUUGGUUAAAGAAUAAGAAAGCCAACGAAAUGACCAGGGAACAAGAGUUAGAAUUAUUGAACAGAGUUGAUGAUUUAGAAUUUGAUGAUGACGGGAUUAUUGUUGAAAAACAAGUAGUUAGUGGAUCAAAUAAAGAAGAUUCCUUCUAUGAUGAUGGUAUGGGAAAAAGUUCUCAUGCUGAGUCUAAAGACCAAUCUGAUAUUAAAGUAAACACAGAUACUUUAGAUUAA